This is a messenger RNA of Protopolystoma xenopodis, 1089 nucleotides long. NCBI's taxonomy places the organism in Eukaryota, Metazoa, Platyhelminthes, Monogenea, Polystomatidea, Polystomatidae. The record is from the annotation of a GenBank genome assembly.
AUGGAGGAAAGGGAGGGUGAUGUUAUGAACUUCAUGGCUCUUGGCUAUGAAAAAUCUCGGUCGAUUUCAAAGUUGGAACUGGAACUAGAACCACUACUUCGCCCAAACCCUCGUCGGUUCGUGAUAUUGCCAAUCCAAUAUCCGGAUAUCUGGCAAUUUUACAAAAAGGCUGUCGCUUCAUUCUGGUCAGUUGAAGAGGUUGAUUUGUCCAAAGACAUUGUGCAAUGGGAUGCACUUAAGCCAGGAGAGCGACAUUUUAUAUCGUACGUUCUCGCUUUCUUCGCUGCCAGUGAUGGAAUUGUGCUGGAAAAUCUGGUGGAACGGUUUAGUCAAGAAGUUCAAGUACCCGAGGUCCGAUGCUUUUACGGCAUGCAGAUGGCAAUAGAAAAUAUUCAUUCGGAGAUGUAUUGUCUUCUGAUUGAUACGUAUAUCCGAGAUCCAGUGGAAAAGUAUGUAUUUUUAAAUCUAAGUUUUCUUAGAGAUUUCUUGUUUAAUGCCAUCACGAACCUCGAUUGUGUACACAAAAAGGCGCAGUGGGCCCUUGACUGGAUUGGUGAUACAAAGUCAACGUUUGCCGAGCGUAUUGCAGCCUUUGCUGCAAUCGAAGGAGUCUUCUUUUCCGGCAGUUUUGCGUCUAUAUUUUGGCUUAAGAAGCGUGGCCUGAUGCCAGGCUUGACCUUCAGCAAUGAACUUAUUAGUCGCGACGAAGGCCUUCACACCGACUUUGCUUGCCUUCUGUUCAAACAUAUCGUGAAAAAGCCCGAUAAGGAACGUGUUUAUGCUAUAUUCAAGGAGGCAUUGGAGAUAGAAAAGGCUUUCUUUAAUGAGGCCUUACCCGUCAAACUGAUUGGCAUGAACUGUGAUAUGAUGUGCCGCUACCUCGAAUUUGUUGCCGAUCGCUUGCUGUACGAGCUUGGUUACGAGAAGAUUUGGAAUGCUGAGAAUCCCUUUGAUUUUAUGGAGAAUAUCUCGAUCGAGGGCAAAACGAACUUCUUUGAGAAGCGUGUUGGGGAAUACCAAAAAGCGAACAUUAUGUCUCGAGCCAGGGGCGAAGAGACACAUACGUUUACUACCGAGGCGGAGUUUUGA